CCCAAACCCUUUCGCCUCUCGUCUUCCGUAACCGUAACUCCACUGCCCGCCACUGCCGACCCCUGAAUCAGUUGUUCUUCCCUGCCUCGUCCUCCUGCUUGGGCUUGUAACUACAGACCAAAAACACUUGCGUAUUCCUUUCCCUCCAGACACCAACUCUUUAACAAUGGUUUCUUCAACUGCUCAAGAAAAACAAUCACAAUCGAAAUCGAAAUCGAAAUCAAAAUCAAAACCAAAACCAAAACAUACAUUAAAAGAGGUGAAAACCUUAGGCCAACAGCUCCUCUCUUCAAGAACUCAUGUUAACAAUCUCCCUCUUCUUCUCACUUUUAUCUCCCCAAAAUUUCCUCCUCAAUACGUUCUUGAAUCCGUUCUGUCUCUUCAGUCCUUCUUCACUCCUCUCCUUCCUUCUCUCCCUUCUUCUUCUUCGUCUUCCAAGAAGACCAAAACGACGGCGGAUGAGGAUGAUGCUGAGCUUAUUUAUAGGACUUGGCUUCGUGCUAAGUUCGAUGAGUUCGUGAAGUUGCUUAUCGAUCUUCUUCUUUCAGCGAAGGCCGAGGAAGCUUUGAAAGAAGUUGUGUUAGAUUCGCUUAUGGAAUUGGUGAAGCUGGGGAAUAGAGGAAGGUUUCAUUCGGCUAUAUAUCACAGAUUACUUCAUAAUAUUGUUCACUCUGCAACACCAUUUGAUUUUAUUUUAGAUUUGCUUGCAUCCAAGUAUUUCAAGUACAUUGAUAUCCGUUAUUUUACCUACAUUAGCCUUGGAAAGCUUGCUAAAACUUUGGAGGCAAAAGAUGUCCCUGAGGACAAUACUGAGAGUGCUGAUCAAGAUGAUGAGAAUCAUUCAAGGGCAAGCAUGGAUAUCUCUAUUCACAAGAUACUUUAUAUUAUAUUACGCAUCCCCCCGCUUGAGGAGUCAAAAGAGAAUUCUGAUUAUGUGAUGUGGAGUGGCUCAGGUGAGGCUGAUGAGCUUUCUGAGCUCCCAAAGCGGCAAGAUAAGCAGCUCAAGUCUGAGAAACAUAAUAAUACUGGUUUAUCAGCUGCCAAUAUCAGCAAAAAGAUGAAACUGAAAUUCACCAAAGCAUGGAUUUCCUUUCUUAGGUUACCUCUUCCAGUUGAUGUAUACAAAGAGGCCUUAGUUACUCUCCAUCAGGAAGUCAUUCCUUAUAUCUCCAAUCCAAUAAUGUUAUGUGACUUCUUAACGAGAUCAUAUGAUAUUGGUGGUGUUGUCAGUGUGAUGGCCCUUAGCAGCCUUUUUAUCCUCAUGACUCAGCAUGGCUUAGAGUAUCCCAACUUCUAUGAAAAACUCUAUGCAUUAUUAUCACCUUCUGUCUUUAUGGCCAAACAUAGGGCAAGAUUUUUUGAGCUUCUUGAUUCUUGCCUAAAGUCUCCACUUCUUCCAGCAUAUUUGGCUGCAGCUUUUACUAAGAAAUUGAGCAGGCUGGCUCUUGCAGUUCCUCCUCCGGGAGCAGUGGUUAUUAUUGCAUUGAUUCACAACCUUCUAAGGAGACAUCCAUCAAUCAACUGUUUGGUGCACCAGGAAGAUGUUAAUGAAAGUGCAGAUGAUAAUUCAGAAGCAAAAGAGGAAAAUGCUGUUAAUGCAAAUGAUUCUGGAAGUGGGAGUAACAUUUCUGCCAAAACUCCUGGCAUUGAUCAUUUUAAAAAUGAAGAAAGCAACCCUGCAAAGUCUAGUGCCUUGAGGAGUUCUUUAUGGGAAAUUGAUACUCUUCGCCACCACUAUUGCCCUCCUGUUUCAAGGUUUGUGCUAUCGCUUGAGAAUGACUUAACAGUCAGAGCCAAAACCACUGAAGUCAACAUUAAGGAUUUUAGCUCUAGUUCGUAUGCAACAAUAUUCGGAGAGGAGCUUAGAAGAAGGGUAAAACAGGUUCCAUUGGCAUUCUACAAAGCAACACCUACCCUUUUGUUCUCUGAAUCCGAUUUUGCCGGUUGGACAUUCAAAUAUGAAGAAAGCAAAGAAAACGUUGUUAAUGGCAUCUUGGACAAAUCUGCACAAAACUAUGACAGUCCUGCAAAAAGACAGCGGGUAGAGUGCUCAUGAACCUAGUCGCCGUUACAAACAUUUAACAGUUAGAAAAGAUUGUUUAAAUUAUUUUUUGGAAUCCCAAGACUAGGUUAAUUGUACAUCAAGAUUUUUUUUAUUAUUAUUUAUAAUUCUUUGGUUUGAUAUUCAGCAGCUAUAGCCACUGCCGCCGCCGCCACUAACGUUCAGAGUUAUGUCUUUCUAUCAUUAACGUAAUUUAUUACCUUUGUUUGAUUAAUGCUAUUGUUAAAACA
This is a messenger RNA of Jatropha curcas, 2292 nucleotides long. RefSeq names its product CCAAT-binding factor. NCBI's taxonomy places the organism in Eukaryota, Viridiplantae, Streptophyta, Magnoliopsida, Malpighiales, Euphorbiaceae. Gene Ontology annotation, cellular component: nucleolus; Noc4p-Nop14p complex; small-subunit processome. Gene Ontology annotation, biological process: ribosome biogenesis. The record is from RefSeq and is a predicted model, not a curated record.